CGCACCACCUCCACCCCACCAGCAGCCUAUCUAGGGUUUGCGAGCGAGGGGCCUCGGGGUUGGGAUGGCGGCGGAUCGGGUGACCGGGACGGUGAAGUGGUUCAACGGGACCAAGGGGUUCGGCUUCAUCACCCCCGACGACGGCGGCCAGGACCUCUUCGUCCACCAGUCCUCCAUCAAGGCCGACGGCUACCCCAACGUCAAGGAUGGCGAGACCGUCGAGUUCACCGUCGGCGCCGACAGAGACGGCCGCGCCAAGGCCCUCGACGUCUCCGCGCCUGGCGGCGGGCCGCUCGCCGGCGGGGAACGCCCCGACGGCGGCUACGGCGGCGGCGGCGGCGGCUACGGUGGAGGAGGUGGCGGCGACCGCGGCUACGGCGGCGGCGGCGGCGGCUACGGUGGUGGCGGCGACCGCGGCUACGGCGGCGGCGGCGACCGCGGCUACGGGGGAGGAGGCGGCGGCUAUGGUGGUGGGGGCGACCGCGGCUACGGCGGCGGCGGCGGGGGUGGUGGGCGUGGCUGCUUCAAGUGCGGCGAGGACGGCCACAUGGCUCGCGACUGCUCGCAGAACGGCGGUGGCGGCGGCUACGGAGGAGGCGGCGGCUACGGUGGCGGCGGAGGCAGCCGCAACUGCUACACGUGCGGCGGGGAGGGCCAUAUUGCCAGGGACUGCAACCAGAACGGCGGCGGCGGCUACGGAAGCGGUGGCGGCCGCGGCUGCUACAACUGUGGCGAGGAGGGCCACAUCUCCCGCGAGUGCCCCAACCCCAAGAAGCGCUAGGCACGUCGUUGGAUCCGGUUCGAGUCCCACCUCCUGGCUCUCGCGUGAAGCCAUAGCCACCAUCUAUAUAUCCUAUCUAUCAGUAGUUGUAGUGUUUCGUUGUCGUCGUCGCUCGUGUCGCAGUAAGGAAGAAGGCGUAUGGAGUGGUGGUUUGGAUCUGUCUCGACAUCUCGAGUAGUAGUAAUGUUUCUGUUUGCAUCAACUGUAAGGCAGCCAUGAUCGUAUAUGGCUCUGCCCGAUCUACCUAUCUCGUUAUCGCACUCAGAUUGUAUGCCAGGAUGCCUCUGUUGUUGAUUCCUUGUUCUUCGUUUUA
Panicum virgatum (switchgrass) is the source of this 1094-nucleotide messenger RNA. Its product is annotated as glycine-rich protein 2-like. Lineage: Eukaryota; Viridiplantae; Streptophyta; Magnoliopsida; Poales; Poaceae. Gene Ontology annotation, molecular function: nucleic acid binding; zinc ion binding. The transcript has a single exon. Bases 65 to 781 code for a protein of 238 amino acids. The record is from RefSeq and is a predicted model, not a curated record.